Molecule: messenger RNA, 490 nt
Organism: Eurytemora carolleeae
Lineage: Eukaryota; Metazoa; Arthropoda; Copepoda; Calanoida; Temoridae
Product: myosin-8
Exons: 7
Coding region: 58-408 (116 amino acids)
Source: RefSeq, a predicted model, not a curated record
AUAUCAAAGGAGGAAGGAUUUUUUCAACUGAAACUAAAGUUGCAGAAGAUUAUCAAUAUGGAUGAAUACCUCCUAGAGCAGAAGCUAGAUCUUUUAGACAAAAGGUUGCAAGAUGCUAAGAAGAGUAGGGAGGCUGCAACCAAACUUCAGAACAAAUGGGAAAGGGAGAUUUUAACGCUGGAGAGUGCAGCUGAAGAGGAUGCCCGGCAUGCCACAAAUAUGGACAGGAUGCUACAGAGUCUACAGAAUACCUUGGAAUCAUGCAGAACACAGGCAGAGGAAGCAGAAAGUAUUGCUGCCAGAAAUCUAAAUCUUUACAGGAAUAAGCAGCAAGAGCUAGAAGAGAUGGAAGAGAAGGCUAGGUUGUACGAAGAAAAGUUGGCGCUCAUGAAGUCAUCAAGAAAAUAACUUCAAAUUAGCGCUUUAUUCAAAAUUGUAAAUACUAAUAUACAAAAAAAUAAUGUUUAAAUGAAAUAUUGAUUCAGUUAAA